Messenger RNA from Aphidius gifuensis, 851 nucleotides. RefSeq names its product adrenodoxin-like protein 2, mitochondrial (gene Fdx2). Gene Ontology annotation, cellular component: mitochondrion. Gene Ontology annotation, biological process: P450-containing electron transport chain; positive regulation of oxidoreductase activity. The record is from RefSeq and is a predicted model, not a curated record. Lineage: Eukaryota; Metazoa; Arthropoda; Insecta; Hymenoptera; Braconidae. Bases 272 to 751 code for a protein of 159 amino acids. Gene Ontology annotation, molecular function: 2 iron, 2 sulfur cluster binding. The transcript has 4 exons.
UGGUAGGGGAAUAAGAGAGAAAGUCUAAAUAUUUUUUGAUAAAUAAAAUAACUUAUUUAUAUUAUUUAUCUGACACUGUUUAGUUGUAUAUUUUUAUAAGCUUAAUAUUUCAAUUAAUUGUUUAUUUAUUACUUGUAAUAUUUGAUAAAUUAUCUAGUAUACAAUAAUAUCAACGUGCUGCAUCUGUCAAAAGUGUAAAAUACUUUGUCAAAUUUUGAUCAACAAGUAUCGAAAGUUAAUUAAUAAUAUUGUUCAAUAAAAAUUAAUAACAAUGGUUUUAUUAAAAAAUUUACAACGUACUGUAAUGACAGUAUCACGAGAAUAUUAUAAAAAAAAAGUAUUUAAAAAUGUUCAUCAAUUGAAUGUUAUAAGAAAAGCAUCAACAACACAGCCUCUACAACAAGAAAAACAAGAUGUCAAGGUUACUUUUAUCAGAGCCAGUGGUGAAAGAAUUGAGGCUAAAGGAAAAAUUGGUGAUAACCUUUUGGAUAUUGUUGUUAAUAAUGAAAUUGAUUUAGAUGGUUUUGGUGCAUGUGAAGGUACACUAACAUGUAGUACAUGUCAUUUAAUAUUUUCCAAAGAUGUUUAUGAUAAAUUACCAGAAAAACCAACAGAUGAAGAACUUGACAUGUUGGAUUUAGCUUAUGAUCUUUCUGAAACAUCAAGACUUGGUUGUCAAAUAAUCAUGACUAAAGAUCUUGAUGGACUUGAAGUUCAUGUACCAACUACAAUAAAUGACGCAAGAGAUUAAUCAAAGUAAAUAAAUAGAAUUAAAAUAGUGCAACGUGUUUAAUUGCCUUUUGAUAUUUUUUAUCAACAGAUGUACAUAAAAUUUUUUUAACUAAAUCAAU